Messenger RNA from Dichotomopilus funicola, 2232 nucleotides. RefSeq lists its product as uncharacterized. Gene Ontology annotation, molecular function: NADH dehydrogenase (ubiquinone) activity; iron-sulfur cluster binding. Gene Ontology annotation, cellular component: membrane. The record is from RefSeq and is a predicted model, not a curated record. The transcript is spliced from 6 exons. Gene Ontology annotation, biological process: cellular respiration; ATP synthesis coupled electron transport. Lineage: Eukaryota; Fungi; Ascomycota; Sordariomycetes; Sordariales; Chaetomiaceae. Bases 1 to 2232 code for a protein of 743 amino acids.
AUGUUGAGGCAGACAUUGGCUCGCUCGGCUUGGCGGACUGGAAAGCAUCCGGCCACCGCGGCCAGCCGGGCCUUUUCCGCGACAGCACAGCGACCGGCCGAAGUCGAGCUUACAGUCGAUGGCCGGAAGGUUUCGAUCGAGGCCGGGUCCGCCCUCAUCCAAGCCUGCGAGAAGGCCGGCGUAACAGUCCCAAGAUACUGCUACCAUGAAAAACUCAUGAUCGCCGGCAACUGCCGUAUGUGCCUCGUUGAGGUCGAGCGGGCGCCUAAGCCCGUCGCGUCGUGUGCAUGGCCCGUACAACCUGGUAUGGUGGUCAAGACCAACUCGCCGCUCACACACAAAGCCCGCGAGGGUGUGAUGGAGUUCCUGCUGGCCAACCACCCCCUCGACUGCCCCAUUUGCGACCAGGGUGGUGAAUGCGAUCUCCAGGAUCAGUCGAUGCGUUAUGGUGCUGACCGUGGCCGGUUCCACGAAAUCGGCGGGAAGCGUGCAGUGGAGGACAAGAACAUCGGGCCCCUCAUCAAGACUUCCAUGAACAGGUGUAUCCAUUGUACAAGGUGCAUCCGUUUCGCCAACGACAUUGCCGGCGCCCCAGAGAUGGGGUCUACCGGCCGUGGUAACGAUAUUCAGAUCGGCACCUACCUCGAGAAGAACCUCGACACCGAACUUUCCGGCAACGUGAUCGAUCUCUGCCCUGUCGGUGCCUUGACUUCGAAGCCCUACGCCUUCCGCGCCCGUCCCUGGGAGCUGAAGCGGACCGAAUCUAUCGAUGUGCUCGAUGGCCUCGGCUCCAAUAUCCGUGUUGACUCCCGCGGCCUAGAGGUUAUGCGCGUCAUCCCCCGGCUCAACGACGACGUCAAUGAAGAGUGGAUCAACGACAAGACCCGAUUCGCCUGCGAUGGCCUCAAGACCCAGCGGUUGACCAUUCCACUGGUACGCAGGGAGGGCAAGUUUGAGCCGGUAUCUUGGGAGCAGGCUCUAACAGAAGUCUCGCACGCGUAUCGGACCCUAGCUCCCAAGGAGAAUGAAUUCAAGGUCAUCGCUGGUGAGCUCACCGAGGUCGAGUCCCUGGUGGCGGCCAAGGAUCUUGCAAAUAGGCUGGGCUCCGACAACCUCGCCCUUGACAUGGCUAAUGGCGGUCAACCGCUUGCCCACGGCAUCGAUGUGCGGUCUAACUACCUCUUUAACUCCAGGAUCUGGGGUAUCGAGUCAGCCGACUGCAUCCUCCUAGUCGGUACCAACCCGAGGCACGAGGCCUCCGUUCUGAACGCUCGUAUCCGGAAACAAUGGCUGCGCUCCGAGUUGGAGAUUGGCGUUGUUGGCCAGACCUGGGAUUCCACAUUUGAGUUUGAGCACCUCGGUACUGACCUGGCCGCGCUCAAGGACGCCCUAGCUGGUCCUUUCGGCCAGAAGCUCCAGGCGGCCAAGCGGCCCAUGAUCAUCGUGGGCUCCGGUGUCACUGAGCAUGCUGACGCUAAGGCUUUCUAUGAGCUUGUUGGCCAGUUUGUUGACAAGAAUGCUGCUAACUUCCUGACUGAGGAGUGGAACGGCUAUAACGUCCUCCAGAGGGCUGCUUCACGGGCCGGUGCUUUUGAGGUCGGCUUCACCACGCCCUCCACCACCGUGGCGGAGACCAAGCCCAAGUUCGUUUGGCUCCUGGGCGCCGACGAGUUCAACGAAGCCGACGUCCCCAAGGACGCCUUUAUCGUCUACCAGGGUCACCACGGUGACCGAGGUGCCCAGAUCGCCGACAUUGUUUUGCCGGGCGCGGCAUAUACCGAGAAGGCCGGCACCUACAUCAACACUGAGGGUCGCGUGCAAAUGACACGUGCCGCGACCGGCCUCCCCGGUGCCGCCCGCACUGACUGGAAGAUAAUUCGUGCUGUGAGCGAGUUUCUAGGCACCCCGCUGCCCUACGACGAUGUCGCACAGCUGCGCGACCGCAUGACCGAGAUCAGCCCCGCACUUGCCGCCUACGAUAUCAUCGAGCCCGUCGCUCUGGGCCAGCUUAGCAAGGUGCAGUUGGUUGAGCAGAACAAGGGUGCCAACGUCACAGGGUCACCGCUGAAGAGCGUUGUGGACAACUUCUACUUCACUGAUGUCAUCUCGAGGAGUUCCCCAACAAUGGCACGCUGCUCAGCAGCCAAGGAGACGGGUGACCCGCGCACAAAUUUUAUGGCGCCGGGGAUGGAGGAGGACCGGCCAAUGGGCCAGGUUGCAUACGGAGCAUAA